Messenger RNA from Onychomys torridus (southern grasshopper mouse), 1385 nucleotides. RefSeq names its product tetraspanin 12 (gene Tspan12). The transcript is spliced from 9 exons. The record is from RefSeq and is a predicted model, not a curated record. Lineage: Eukaryota; Metazoa; Chordata; Mammalia; Rodentia; Cricetidae. Gene Ontology annotation, cellular component: membrane. The coding region runs from base 267 to 1184 and encodes 305 amino acids.
UUAAAGGGGUUUGCUGCGAGGACUCCUCCCAGCCUUGCAGGAGUCAGCGACGGCGACGGCUGGAGAGAGUAAGACGAGGAAGCGUCCGCUGCUGGAGCCAAUGCCGCCCUUUGGCUCUCCGGGAGGAGCGUCCCUGCCCGGAUGAGUGUCCGCCGUGUGUUCCCGACUGUCCCCCGGCGGGAGCGCGUCUCGGAAGAUCGCGGCUCCUUUGCCUGCCCCGGUAGGAUGUGGUGAAAGGAUGGGGCUUCUCCCUCCGGAGAGUCACAAUGGCCAGAGAAGACUCCGUGAAGUGUUUGCGCUGUUUGCUCUACGCCCUCAACCUGCUCUUUUGGUUAAUGUCCAUCAGUGUCUUGGCUGUUUCUGCUUGGAUGAGGGACUACCUGAAUAAUGUUUUGACUUUAACUGCAGAAACAAGGGUAGAAGAGGCGGUCAUCUUGACUUACUUUCCCGUGGUUCACCCAGUCAUGAUUGCUGUUUGCUGUUUCCUUAUCAUCGUGGGGAUGUUGGGAUAUUGUGGAACAGUGAAGAGAAAUCUGUUGCUUCUUGCAUGGUACUUCGGAACAUUACUCGUCAUCUUCUGUGUAGAACUGGCUUGUGGUGUGUGGACAUACGAGCAGGAGGUUAUGGUGCCGGUACAGUGGUCAGAUAUGGUUACUUUGAAAGCCAGAAUGACAAAUUAUGGCUUGCCCAGGUAUAGAUGGCUUACACAUGCUUGGAACUUUUUUCAGAGAGAGUUUAAGUGUUGUGGAGUAGUGUACUUCACUGACUGGCUGGAAAUGACAGAGAUGGACUGGCCUCCAGAUUCCUGCUGUGUUAGGGAAUUCCCAGGAUGCUCCAAGCAGGCCCACCAGGAAGAUCUCAGUGACCUUUACCAAGAGGGUUGUGGGAAGAAAAUGUAUUCCUUUUUGAGAGGAACCAAACAAUUGCAAGUGCUAAGGUUUCUAGGGAUCUCUAUUGGUGUGACACAAAUCCUGGCCAUGAUUCUCACCAUUACUCUGCUCUGGGCUCUGUAUUAUGAUAGAAGGGAGCCUGGGACAGACCAAAUGCUGUCUCUGAAGAAUGAUACUCCUCAGCACCUGUCAUGUCACUCUGUGGAACUGUUAAAACCAAGCCUUUCAAGGAUCUUUGAGCAUACAUCAAUGGCAAAUAGCUUCAAUACACACUUUGAGAUGGAAGAAUUAUGAAGAAUGUCAAAGGAGGAAAUCACAAGCUUGUGGCAGUAGUGAGUUUCAAUGUGCAUGGUUAUCUGUUUCAGAAAUGUUUAAACAGAGGAAUAUUCUGCAAAAGAAUGUCUAAGAAUAUAAUUUUCACUCUUUAAAACAAAGAUUUGUAGUAGGCUUUCUUGGACCACUAGCACCCAAAUCAUGGAGACUUAUUAGUUAUGA